UUUCUUGGGAAAAUGUUCCUCUCCCUCCCAACUCGAUUGUUUGGCGCACGAGAAAAUCCAAAGAGAGGAAGGAAACGGAAGAGAGGAAGUGAGAAAAUGGCAGGAUCAGAAGCUGGAGCAGACAAUACAGAUGCCAUAAUAACUAGAAUCGAGCAUAAAUCCAGAAAGAUCGAAAGCCUACUGAAACAGUCUAAGCCAGUCGAAGCUCUGAAAACUGCACUUGAAGGAUCACCUCCCAAGACUCCAGAUGAGCGCUGCAAGUCUGCGAACUGGAUUGUGGUUCAUAGAGCUCUUAUGGCGAUUAAAGAUGUGGAUGCUAUGUUCUCUUCUCUGGAUCCCGAAUACUACGAUAUUCUAAUGAAGUACCUGUAUAGAGGCUUGUCAACCGGAGAUCGCCCAACAUGUGAUCAGUGCCUUAGGAUUCAUGAAAAGUUGACAGAGAGAGCUGGUUUGGGAUGCAUACUCCGUUCUCUUUCAGACACUGUAAAUACAGUUUAAUUCCCAUCACUUCACUAUGGUAAUGAUAGUAAUUUAUUAAAGAAGCCUUCUUUUUUGAGGUAUCCUCUUAAGACAUUAUGCAAGUUACAAAUCAUAAUCACAAAGGUGUUUCCAGAUCUUUGUAUCUUUUUAUAGACUCUGAUUCAUUGAGCUGUUUUUCUUCCAGUGAUUAUGUUGAGCAUUGCGGUAACAAAAUUUUCUUAAAUCAUUUGGGAAAUGAGUUUCUUAAAGAUAGUAGUGUAUCUAUGGCAUCUAAAACAAGUUUGCCUAAGUCAUCCCGAAAGUAAUUUCGUUGGAAGAAGAGGUCAAUGCAUGUUCCUAACUUGCGACAUGAUUACAAGGAUAAUGAUUGUACCCUUGUACUUUGUACUCUUAAGACAUUAUGCAAGUUACAAAUCAUAAUCACAAAGGUGUUUCCAGAUCUUUGUAUCUUUUUAUAGACUCUGAUUCAUUGA
Molecule: messenger RNA, 953 nt
Organism: Cannabis sativa
Lineage: Eukaryota; Viridiplantae; Streptophyta; Magnoliopsida; Rosales; Cannabaceae
Product: actin-related protein 2/3 complex subunit 5A-like
Exons: 4
Coding region: 13-498 (161 amino acids)
Biological process (GO): regulation of actin filament polymerization; Arp2/3 complex-mediated actin nucleation
Cellular component (GO): cytoplasm; Arp2/3 protein complex; actin cytoskeleton
Molecular function (GO): actin filament binding
Source: RefSeq, a predicted model, not a curated record